Molecule: messenger RNA, 1971 nt
Organism: Xylona heveae TC161
Lineage: Eukaryota; Fungi; Ascomycota; Xylonomycetes; Xylonales; Xylonaceae
Product: methylcrotonoyl-CoA carboxylase subunit beta
Exons: 7
Coding region: 129-1901 (590 amino acids)
Biological process (GO): L-leucine catabolic process
Cellular component (GO): mitochondrion; methylcrotonoyl-CoA carboxylase complex
Molecular function (GO): methylcrotonoyl-CoA carboxylase activity
Source: RefSeq, a predicted model, not a curated record
UGACACUUAAAAAAACCUUGAGUGAUAAACACUACUUCAAUUAAUCUCUACAAGAUCAUUUGCACAGUGUGACAGGUUCAAUACAAUGACAAUCCUGCGAUAAAUGAUAAUUCCUCAUUCUUUUGACCAUGAGUGCCUCGAUCCCGCACCAGCUGUUCUUCAGCGGCUUCCGGGCAAUCUCGCGAUCACAACGGCGUCGAAUAUCUUACGUACUGUCCAGAUCUAGAUUCAAUGUUUGCAGCUCGCAAUGUCGGACUAUUGCAACUCAUUUGCACCGUCACCAGGCCUCCGCAUUAUCAGUGUUACCGACGGAAGUAGAUUCUUCGUCGGCUGAAUUUCAGGAGAAUGCCCGACAAAUGCGAGAACUGACCGAUGAACUUGAAAGCUUGCAUUCAAAGAUUGCACAGGGUGGUCCGCCGAAGGCGCGAGAGAAACAUAUUGCGAGAGGGAAAAUACUUCCACGAGAUCGCAUCACAGCUCUCAUAGAUCCUGGGACAUCUUUUCUCGAACUCUCCGCAUUGGCAGGAUAUGAGCUAUACCCCGGGGAAGACGUCCCUGCUGGAGGGAUUAUUACGGGUAUUGGCAAAGUAGAAGGAGUGGAUUGUUUGAUAAUUGCCAACGACAGCACUGUCAAAGGAGGAACAUACUACCCUGUAACAGUAAAGAAACAUCUUCGAGCUCAAGCGAUUGCUCAAGAAAACCACCUACCAUGCAUAUAUCUUGUCGACUCCGGUGGUGCCAACCUACCGCAUCAAGCAGACGUCUUUCCAGACCGCGAGCACUUUGGUAGGAUAUUCUACAAUCAAGCUCAAAUGAGUUCAAUGGGCAUUCCGCAAAUAGCCGUAGUCAUGGGCCCAUGUACCGCGGGCGGGGCCUACGUACCGUCCAUGUCCGACGAGUCUAUUAUCGUCGAGAAUCAAGGACACAUCUUCCUCGCCGGCCCACCGCUGGUCAAAGCCGCCACAGGGGAAGUAGUCAGCCACGAAGACCUCGGCGGCGGGAAACUACACAGCUCCAUCUCCGGCGUGACAGACUACCUUGCUGUCGAAGACGCACAUGCGAUCAUGCUUGCACGGCGAAGCAUAAGUAACUUGAACUGGCCGAAAAGCAAUAAACGCGACGAGAAUAUUACUGGGUCAAACAAGUCGUGGAAAGAGCCACUCUAUGAUCCAGAAGAAUUGCCUGGCAUCGUUGGCACGAAGUUAAAAAAGCCUAUUCAGGCUCGAGAAAUCAUUGCCAGAAUCGUAGACGGGAGCGAAUUCGCCGAGUUUAAAAAGGAUUAUGGCACGAGUCUUGUAACUGGCUUCGCAAGAAUAUACAACCAACAAGUCGGUAUCAUUGCCAACAACGGCAUCCUAUUCUCCGAAUCGGCACUCAAGGGCGCACACUUUAUCGAACUCUGCGCUCAGCGCGACAUCCCACUCGUGUUUUUGCAAAACAUUAGCGGAUUCAUGGUCGGCGCGGAUGCUGAAAAGGGCGGCAUCGCCAAGAACGGAGCAAAGCUCGUCACGGCAGUCGCGUGUGCCCAGGUCCCCAAAUUCACCGUCGUGUUCGGAUCAAGCGCCGGCGCGGGGAAUUAUGGCAUGUGUGGCCGUGCGUACUCGCCCCGAUUUCUGUGGAUGUGGCCCAAUGCUCGCAUUGGAGUCAUGGGAUCCGAGCAGCUCAGCGCCGUCAUGGAGACUGUAGGCGGCAAGUCCGCGGAUCCGGCGCUCAAACAACGCAUUGAGAGCGAGAGUCGCGCAACCUUUUCGUCGGCUCGGCUCUGGGACGAUGGUGUCAUUCCUCCCGCGCAUACGCGUAUGGCGCUGGGACUUGGAUUAAGUGUUGCCAUGGCCGGACUGGAGAGACAGCGUGCCCAGGCUGGGUGGAAGGGGACAAAGUUUGGGGUGUUUAGAAUGUAACUUCAUUCUUAUUUUUUUUUUUUUCCUCCAUUUCGCUUGUAUCUCGUUUGCAGAAUUCUGCUUGGUGAAG